Ctenopharyngodon idella (grass carp) is the source of this 7203-nucleotide messenger RNA. RefSeq names its product diaphanous-related formin 2 (gene diaph2). Gene Ontology annotation, molecular function: microtubule binding; actin binding; small GTPase binding. The transcript has 31 exons. Gene Ontology annotation, cellular component: cytoplasm; actin filament. Bases 393 to 3788 code for a protein of 1131 amino acids. Gene Ontology annotation, biological process: actin cytoskeleton organization; actin filament polymerization. The record is from RefSeq and is a predicted model, not a curated record. NCBI's taxonomy places the organism in Eukaryota, Metazoa, Chordata, Actinopteri, Cypriniformes, Xenocyprididae.
UAUUAAUUCGCUAUGUCCAUGUAAGCGGACUUGGCGUUUAGAGUACAUGUCUUUAUUGUACACUUUUACUUUAAGCCUCAUAGCGCUGGAAUAACAGUUUCCUGUCUGAAAGUAACCGCCUGGAUAGCAGCGGUCAUUUCUCCUUUGAAUAAAAUCAACUCUGAGGAGCUGAUUUGGACUGGAAUCACACCUUCUUUUUGGGACAACUUCAUACACAGAUGUUAUCAUAGCCUACUGGAUACGUGCAUGGAAUAGUUCUGGAUCCAACUCAUAUUUUUGUGUUUUUCUUUAUGGAUGGCAUGGCUUUUGAAGAAACGUGAUUUUUCAUAAGUGUUUGCAAACUUGUGGGAAGUUAAGCGAAGUUACUGUUCAAGUGAAGUUUCAUUGCAAACAUGGAUCAGCAGGCAGCUGGAGGGGAAGACCCAAAUAAACCCUCCAAAAAGAAAUCCAAUGAGGAUGAAAGUAAAAACAAAAAACUGAACAUACACAUAAAAACAUUGGCUGAUGACAUGCGUGACAGAAUCACCAGUUUUCGAAAGCAAGGCACGAAGAAGGAGAAGCCUCUUAUCCAGCACCCCACAGACCCCAUCUCCACCCAGACCGAGCUGCCUGUGCCCCAGCCUUUCUUCGACGAGCGCUCCAUGAACCUGUCAGAGAAAGAGAUCGUUGACUUGUUUGAGAAGAUGAUGGAGGACAUGAACCUGAAUGAAGAGCGCAAGGCCCCCCUGCGAGGAAAGGACCUGAGCACCAAACGGGAGAUGGUGGUCCAGUACAUUUCUGCCACGGCCAAAUCUAUAACUGGGAGCAAAGUUGCGGGUGGACUGAGGAACAGCAAGCACGAGUGUACACUGUCGUCACAAGAGUACGUGCAUGAGCUGCGCUCGGGCAUCUCCGAAGACAAACUGCUCAACUGCCUGGAGUCCCUGCGCGUGUCCUUGACCAGCAACCCAGUCAGCUGGGUGAACAACUUUGGCCAUGAAGGUCUCGGACUGCUUUUGGAUGUGCUGGAGAGGCUUCUCGACAAGAAACAGCAAGAGAACAUUGACAAGAAGAACCAGCACAAACUCAUUCAGUGCCUCAAGGCCUUCAUGAACAAUAAGUAUGGACUCCAAAGGAUCUUGGGGGAUGAACGAAGCCUCCUCCUCCUCGCAAGGGCGAUUGAUCCCAAGCAGACUAAUAUGAUGACUGAAAUUGUCAAGAUUCUGUCAGCUGUUUGUAUCAUCGGAGAGGAGAACAUUCUGGAUAAGAUCCUGGCAGCCAUGACCAUUGCAGCAGAGAGGAAUAAUAAGGAGAGGUUUGCUCCGAUAGUGGAGGGGUUGGAAAACCACGAAGCCCAGCAGCUACAGGUGGCUUGCAUGCAGCUGAUCAAUGCCCUCGUUACCUCCCCGGAUGAUUUAGACUUCAGGAUACACUUACGAAAUGAGUUUCUGCGCUGUGGCCUCAAGAAGAUACUACCAGAGCUGAAGGAGACGGAGGAGCUCGACAUUCAGCUGAAGGUGUUUAAUGAAAAUAAGGAGGAGGAUUCCAUCGAACUGUCUCACCGACUAGAUGACAUCCGUGCAGAGAUGGAUGAUAUGGGUGAGGUGUACCAUCUCCUGUCCAACAUGGUGAAAGACACAGGCUCAGAACCUUACUUCCUAUCCAUCCUCCAGCAUCUGCUGCUCAUCAGGAAUGAUUAUUAUAUCAGGCCUCAGUAUUACAAGGUGAUCGAGGAGUGUGUGUCCCAGAUCGUCCUCCACCGCAGUGGGAUGGACCCUGAUUUCGCCUACAGGGAGAGACUGGAUGUAGACUUCAGUCACCUCAUCGAUCAGUGCGUGGAUAAAGCCAAAGUAGAAGAGAGUGAGCAGAGAGCAGCUGAAUUCUCCAAAAAGUUUGAUGAGGAGUUUAGCGCACGGCAGGAGGCACAGGCCGAGCUGCAGAAGCACGAGGAGAAAAUCAAAGGGCUAGAGACGCAGAUCAACACCCUGCAGGCUCAGUUGACUAGUGAGAGAGACAAGCUAAGAGAGGCAGAGAAAAGCAUCAGCGAAAUAAACAGCAAGGUUGCAGCAGGACCUGGAGCAGCCGGUGGCGUUCCUCCACCACCAGCAGGUGGCAUUGCACCUCCUCCUCCGCCGCCCCCUCCACCGCCCCCAAGUGGAGGUAUGCCACCUCCUCCACCUCCUCCUCUACCUGCAUCUAUGGGACCUCCUCCUCCUCCACCUCCACCCGGCUGCGGACCUCCACCUCCCCCUCCACCUCCUGGAGGAGGCCCGCCCCCACCUCCGGGUAUGCCUUUGGCUCCUCCUCCGCUCGUUGUCCAGCUGCCUUAUGGGCUGUUGCCCAAGAAGACCUACAAACCUGAGAGCGUCAUGAAGCGGGUGAACUGGUCCAAGAUAGUGCCUCAGGAGAUGGCGGAAAAUUGCUUUUGGCUCAAAGUCAAAGAGGAGCGGUUUGAGAGCACGGACAUGUUCGGCCAGCUUUCACUGUCCUUCUCUUCUAAAUCCAGAGUGAAAAAGGACGUGGAAGAAACAGAUGACAGGAUGACACAAUUCAAGAAAAAAGCGAAAGAGCUGCGAAUUCUGGAUGCCAAGACAGCUCAGAAUCUGUCAAUUUUCCUGGGAUCAUUCCGGCUGCCUUAUGAAGAGAUCCGGGAUAUUGUGCUGCAGGUGGAUGAGGAGAGGCUAAGUGAAGCACUAAUCCAGAACCUGAUCAAAAACCUUCCUGAGCAGAAGGAGCUGAGCAGUCUGGCCGAGUUGAAGAAUGAAUACGAGGAGCUUUGUGAAUCAGAACAGUUUGGAAUUGUGAUGAGCUCAGUCAAGAUGCUGCGUCCUCGACUGAACGGGAUCCUGUUCAAGCUGACGUUUGAGGAGCAGGUGAACAACAUCCGGCCGGAUAUCAUGAAUGUGACAUUCGCUUGCGAGGAGGUGAAGAAGAGCGAAGGUUUCAGCAUGCUCUUGGAGAUGGUGCUACUGGUCGGGAAUUACAUGAACUCUGGCUCCAGAAAUGCUCAGACAUUCGGCUUCAACAUCAGCUUCCUCUGCAAGCUUCGUGACACAAAGUCGACAGACCAGAAUACAACACUUCUGCAUUUCCUGGCUGAGAAAUGUGAAGAAAAGUAUCCUGAGAUCCUGAAGUUCCCUGAUGAGCUUGAGCAUGUUGAAAGUGCCAGCAAGGUAUCUGCCCAGAUCCUGAAAGCCAGCCUGGACACAAUGGAACGGCAUAUUGAGAGGCUGGAGAACGACAUCCAGAACUUCCCCAAGACUGAUGACAAGCAGGAUAAGUUUGUUGAAAAAAUGUCGGGCUUCUCCAAGCAUUCGCGAGAGCAGUACGAGAAGCUCUCCACCAUGCACAAGAAUAUGCAGAAGCUCUACGAGAGCCUGGGGAGCUACUUCGCCUUUGACCCCCACACCGUCAGCAUCGAGGACUUCUUCGGAGACCUGGCUAACUUCCGCAACCUCUUCAUGGAUGCUGUGCGGGAGAACCACAAGAAGAGGGAGAUGGAGGAGAAGAUCAAGAGAGCCAAGCUAGCAAAGGAGAAAGCUGAGCGAGAGAAACUAGAAAGACAGCAGAAGAAGAAACAGUUGAUUGACAUGAACAAAGAAGGUGACGAGACGGGCGUGAUGGACAGCCUGAUGGAGGCCUUGCAGUCUGGAGCAGCCUUCCGUGACCGGAGGAAACGAACCCCACGCAAUGGUGAUCAAAGCCCUUCCUGUUCUGCACCUCGGUGGCCGGGUGCUAACCAUGACAACCGUCGCACUGGUUUGGAAAGAUCUCGUUCACGCCACAAUGCAAACCCUAUGGUCCGAUGAUCGCUUGCCGGCUAAGGACGUUUGCCAAGUGCCAAAGACCUAAGAGUGGGGACAACACUGAGGAGGGCUGAACGGGGAUGGAGAGAGAGCCCCUCGGCAUUAACAUUCAUACACACGCACAUGCAUUCAGAACGCAGAACCAACCUCAAGAUGUGCUCCACAGCUCUAGACAUGUCAUCGAAGGAUCACAUGACACUCAUUUCUCUCUAAAGCCUUAUAUAAUACAUUCUCUUGGUGUAUUGGGCCUGUUCAAUUUGGCAGUGUUUGUUAUUUUCACGAUUACGCCUGUUCUGUUUAUAUCUCUCGAUGCUAACUCCCCUGAUCUAUCUCACAUCCACCUUGCUGUCUGCAAACAAUCAAUGAUUGGCUACAGUUUGAUCUCUCGCUAUUGGAUUUUUCUACGCACAAACACGCUUUUGUUGACAAAAGGCCAAAAGCACCAGAAAGGACUGCAUGAUGCUGUAUGCAUAUUGGCAAAGAGACUUUAUUUGCUGCGUUGAUUGAACAAAACCUUGACUUGACUGAUUCUGCUUGCCCAUUUUGUUUUUCUUGACAGAUAAAAUUUAGAUUUCCGGUCUGUAACACCCACCAUCAGUCGCAUAAUCUCCGAUCAUCGCCUCUUGUCAUAUAUUGCAAAUCCUAUGUAUGUACAUACAUGAAAACGCUGCUGAUAUUAGCUUCAGUGCCACCGUGUGUACACAUUUGUGCUGUUUAAGAGCUGCCAGUGCCACAAGGUACCUGAGGUUGUUGAAAGAUAUUGCUCUUUAUCUACAGUAAACACUUCAAACAUUCAUAGACAUUUCUCUUGCAGAGUCAAAGGUGUUACUAAGUGAAUCUGCAGGUAUGUGAAUCAAAGAGAUUCCAUUCAUUUCAGUUUUCAAACAUGUCACAGGUUUUCUUCGUGAUUUCUUUCUAAGUCACUGUGCUUUUAGCUUUUAGCCCUCUUAUAGAAGAGUAUUUUAGUGAACUGUAGCUUAGCGUUUUUUAAGAUCCAGUGGUCACCUUUAAGAGCUCUCCCUUACUGACCUACCGCAUUUACUCGCCGUCUAAGCUCUGCCUGAGUUUUUAUCAGAUUUAUUACUCAAAGUUCAUCUUUUACAAAUUGUAAAAUAUGUAUUUAUUCACAGUUUGCCAGAUUCUGCCCGAAGCCUUUGAUGUAUGAACAUUAACCCGAUUCCAGUGAGGAGUUCUCUUGGAUAUGAGGAUGUACAGCCAUAGACAGUGAUAGUGAGGUGAUGUUCACAACAUGGAGGCUGACUUCAUGUGAAAACCAUUAGUGAAAUGUCUCUACCACCUCCCCUCAUUGCUGCUUGUUGAGUAGUCAUUUUCCGUAAUGUUUUCUGCCCCCCAUGUCCAUAACACCGCAGGCAACAGUAUGUAAAACAGUAUCUUUUGAGUGACUGGAGUCAUACUGACUCACAUACUGGUACAUGCCACACAGAAGUCUUCUGCUUUUGUUAAUGAAGGCAACGUGUUGAGUUUGCACACCAAAUGCAAGUGCAAACAGUACAACUAUAGUGUGGUACAGAACAUCCUACUGUUAGACAAACCACUGUUAGUCAAGCUUUCUCCUCACACUGUUUGUCAUACACUCUCUCAUGAGAGAGAGAGGAAAGGUCGAGAUGCAGUGAAUCGCAAUCCAUUGAUUUGCUUUUCUAAUUAAAACUGCCCUUUGAAUGGUUUCCAGCACCACACAACAGAAGCUGCACUCUGCUCUCAUGACUCUCACUAUCGGUUAUUUUAAACUCAUGUUAAUGGUAAUUACAGCAUCCACACGCUGUCAGUGCAGACACCUCCGACAUACAUUGUUAUUUCCCAGUCAGACUCCAGUUACAUAUGUUAUGUCACUGGCACCAGAUAAUUCACAAACUUUCUGGGCAAAAACAUUAUUUUUUAGAAAUUGGUUUCAAUAAAUGUGCCAAACUUUCAUGAGGUAAAAGUUACUAUACUGAGAUUCGAUUCUAUGAUUAUGAUAAUUAUUGAAAGACAGGAAGACGAUUUUGUUCACAUUACACUAAUAUUUUCUGUAUGAUGACAGUAAAGUGUUGAAUCACUUAUACAAGACCGAAACUAGCAGCAAUGCAGCCAUUCAGUUAGGGCUUAGGGGUGUAAUCAUUUUUACAACGCUAAUGUCAAAUGUUUAUGAAAGAUACUUCAAAAUAUUGUGUAAUUUAUAGAUUUUUUUUUUUUUUUUCGUUGUUGUUUGUUUUUUAUCUCUUUCCUAAGAAAAUGUCAUUUUAUACCAGUGAUCUUCCCCUCCAUUUGUGAUAUUGGUGUUAAACUUGUGCUUUACUAUAGGCUAAUAUAUAUGUGUCAUGUGUAUUUGAUAGGGAAUACUGUAUAUCCUAAUGCAGGUUAGAGUCUGCAAGUGACUGACAGUGUAGCAUUUUAUGUCAGAUCCAAUACUUUAAUUGGAUGUUAGACAGAGACCAGAAAAGAAGCAAGAAAAUAUGAAGUUACUAGUGCCAAUUUGGGUCUUCUGCCGUCUCAUUUAUCCACAUUUGUUCGAUAUUCUCAGUUCAGACUGUAUGAUGGUGCACUUUAACUUGUUAAAUAUAGACCUGGAGCGAUCUUUUAAUUUGAGAUUUCUUUGCAUAUCAUUGCCAAAAUAGACUGCUUGCAUGUGUGGUAACCAUUUCUGACAAGUGAUUCAAUCUCCAUUCUCUCAGAAGUUUCCCCCAGUUCUCUCUCAUUCCCGCUCAUUGUAAUUGGCACUUGGAACAAGAUCAAAGUUAAAUUGGUAAGAACAACUGCAACUGUCUCAGGACAUUGUUUUAUUUUUUAGGUAUUAUAAGACUCCAUAGCCCUACCGCCUUUUUUUCCUUGACAUUGUUUUAUUGUCUUAUAAGCAAUUUAUAUUUGUAACAUCUUUAAGUUUAUUUUUAUCUGUGACAAAAAAAAAAAAAGUGAAAAUGGUUAUGCACACUGUACCCAAGUAUGUAAAAGAGUAUCAUACUAAAUAAUAACCACUUUCUCAAAAAAGAAAAGAAUCAAGUGUCUCUUUUUUGAGUGUUAUUUCCAUAAUGAGUUAUGAAUUAUGCCUUCUCUUGAUGCAAACUCACGCUGUGUCCUAACCGGUCCCUAAAGCACUAAAUGCCUUCUCCUCCAUGGAAAUCUGAACUCACCACAGCAAACAUCAAGACAUUCAGUCAGUCAGGUGAUUUCUGUAGGCUCUUGUAAAGGAGAGUAGGCAACUGCAGUCAGAUGAGGAGUAAAUAAAGCCAUUUUCACUUCUAGUAGUCGAAUAGAAAAAUACUUAAGCAUUCAGAAGGUAUUAUUUGUUGCCAAUGAAGUGCAUGCAUUUGAAAUACAACUGCUUUAACAUGAAGAUUAAUACUAAACUGUAAUACAAUGUACCUACUAUUUGAUUCCUUUGCCAUCCAUUUUUAGUUGAAUAAAUGAUUUCAUACAGAGA